Microbotryum saponariae is the source of this 3597-nucleotide messenger RNA. NCBI's taxonomy places the organism in Eukaryota, Fungi, Basidiomycota, Microbotryomycetes, Microbotryales, Microbotryaceae. The record is from the annotation of a GenBank genome assembly.
AUGCCUCCUCACCCUUCUGACACCCCCGAUCGCCCCAGGCGUGCCCUACAGGCUCUGGAACCAUUCCUACGCCUCCUGGCGAUCUCCCACCGUGAGAUCGAGAGCGUCGUCGCCGAUGCGCUCGGUCGAUGCCUCGGAUUCUUGACGCGCGCGCAGUGGAAGGAGCUUGGCUUGAACCAAAACCGCUGGCGCGCGUUGUUCAUGUCCAUACUCUACCUGCUGCGCGAGGACGGAGGCCGGAACGGGCGGGAACGGUCGCACCCGGCUGGACGACCCUCUCACGCUCCCCGAUGAAGCGUCUGUCGGGUCGGACGCAUACGAAGAAGAGCGAGCCCUCUUUCGUCGCGUCUCGGGUGGUAAGGACGUCAUUUGCUUUUCGUAUGUGAGUAUGCGUGACGUGGUCUCGUUGCCGUUGAACGUGGACGUGUGGACCUGACGCGUGCCCUGCACUGCGCACGCCUCCCCCUGUCUCACUUCGCAGGCCUGGACAAGCGUCAUACGAGCUACAAACGAGACCAAGAUACACAGGGUCUUCGUGCCGAAGCUCGUUUACUCGGCGGACUGGUGGGAGGACCGUGUGAUUAUGAUGAUCGUCGGGCUCUUUGGGUGGAAGGAUCGGGUACCUGCGGUCCUUCGCGUGUUCGCCUCGGCCGGCUUUGUGACCCCACCGCCGGGGGUCGCCACCAAGUCUACGAGCUCAAGGUGGCCGAAGUGAGCUUUCGGAACCAGAGCCUCAAGCGCAUUGUCGAGGCGAUGCUCUUGGUUCCCCUGCUACGCGACAGGGCGACCCACCCGGCCACUGCAGACCCCAAGCUCGAGGCCGCUCUCCGUGCCUUGUACAAGAAAGCCCACAAGAUCAUCCCCGAUGCCGCGACGUUCGACUCGAUCUACGCAUCCGCCCGCCAAGUGAUCUUCGACGCAAUCCAAGUCGUCGAAGAACACCUCGACAAGAUGAUGGGUCCAACUGAGCGCGAUCAACUCCGCCGCCAGCACACGCUCGGCGACCUGGUGAAGGGGAAGUUCAAGUUCUUGCCGACCCAGGUCCUGCUUCCGGCACUUCACGCGCUCAAGAUCAAAAGUGGUCGUAGCCAAGGCAUCGGACCGGUGAGCACCCCUUGACACAUUCGGGUGGAAUUGCCACUGCAUUGGUAUAGCCAAGUGAGCGCUUCGUACUAACCGAAGCUCGACCCGCCCCCCGAUACUUCACAGGACUUUGCGCCGGAAAUUGUAACGAUGCCCUUGCGCCGUACCGCGAUCAUCCUCUGGAAGGGACCGGAGGUUGCCCGAGUGCUUGUCAAAUGGCUCGAUGGGGUCUGGAUCCCGUGGGCUGCGCAGCGUGCUGAUGCGCAGACGACGAACGAGGAAAUCGCCGGCGCCGGUCAAAGGGUUCGCGAGAUGUUGAGGCGACAAGUCGACGCGAAGGGUGUGCUGCUGAGAGGAGGAGGCGGAGGCGAGGAAUGGGUAAUUAGCCCUGAAUGGGAGGCCCAGUGGGUUGCGUUUUGCGAAGCGACGAUCCAUGGCAUCUUUUCCGUCGCAACCCCACCCCGGUCAGAUGCUCCUGGCAGCGACUCCGACAGUGACGACGCCGACGCCGACCCACCCACCAAGGUGCGCAAGGUGACCGCCGCCCAGUCCGACCGAAGCCUCUUCAAGCCCAACUCGGAUGGGGUUCCGCGUUACCUGACCGGCAAGGGACCGCUCGUCGUCUUGCAGCUCUUCAACGUCGAGCUCUUUGGUCCCCACCGAGUUCCACAUGGUCAGUGGCAAACCAACGGCCAUUCGGUCCAGAUCCUCACGCUCGAUGUCGCAGAGGCCGUUCUCGAAGCUCGCUCGUCGCCUGAUUCUGAAGCUGCGAUUGUUCCUCGCCAAACGGUAUACGAAACGUUCGACCUCGUCACCGAGCACUACCCGACGUGGCAUUCGUCCAAGAACGCGGGUCCCAUCUUCCGCAAGCUGAUUCAGAGUCUUCGAAAGAUCCCCUCCGUCCCAAAGACCGCCACAAACCCAAAGGGAGUGGGACACGAGGAGCAGUCGGUGCGCUGGGUCCCCAAACGUGCGGUCAAGAAACUUCCCACCCUCCCCGGGGGCAUGCCAAUGAUCCAGAGGGUUGAGAACGGGAGGGAAGAGGCGCUGCAGGCCAUCUUUCAAAAGGCGACUGGGGAGGUACGUUCCAAUCCUACGCGAGCUGAGCGGGGGGCAUCGAUCCUUUGUAAACCCAAGUUUGCUAACCUCGUGUGGUGCCUUUCCUCCUUGCACCUCAUAUCGACCGGGUAGUCGUGGGGCGAUUACGAGCUCCCACCAAUUUCCACCUGCAUUCCGGGCUGCGACGAGUUGGCGAGUGAGCUCGAAGCCGGGUUAACCGCGAUGUAGUCACUGUCGGCAUCGACCCGGGUACCAUGUGCCCCAUGGCCAUCUCCUCCAGAUUGUACGAUCGGAACGGAUGCCCAAUGGAAGACGAGCUGGUGUUAUACGCGUCCUCCGUCGACCACGCCCUUCAUUCGACGCAAGAGCGCACGCGCUUAAUCGACGCCGAGCUCGGCGCCGAACUUAGGUUCGGCCUGCAGAUCUCGUCGGAGCCGAACACCGCCGGUAUGCCUCGUGUCGUGCCCGCUACCGCCACUCCUGGCCCCGCUCCUCGCGCCCCUGCCCCAAUCGCGCCUACCGACGCGCUCGCAGUAGCUGCCACCGACGCCCAUCCGUCGCAUGCUGGCCCAUCGGACGACGCACCUUCGACCGAGUGGCUGCAGUCCGAGCCAGAACGCCAGACAACAGUGCACAAUUCCCGGGUCCACGCGAAAGCGACCGUUCAGCGCCUCGUCGACCAAGUGAUGAGCGCGACGGGUGUCCGCGUCGUCGGUGAGUGCACUAAGUUGACAGGGGCCCUCCCGGCGCCGAUCGAGCUUCUGGUGGCAUGCCUAACCCCCCCCCCCCCCCCCCGGUGACUGACCACUGCGUAAAUCUGGCCCGGACCGCGGGGUUUUCUCUCUUUUAUUUUGGUCUUUCCCUUCCUCACUCAGAACGAGCCUUGAAUGGAACUCGCCAGCAGCAAGCCCUCGACAGCCUGCGCUCGCCCGAGUUGGCGCUUCGAGACGACAUCCUGUCGUCGGAGCCACGCCUCUUCAUUUUCUUCAUCGGCGUGGGUGACUCGAGCCGUGGCACGGUUUACGCGACCUACCGCACCAACGUCUUCCUGCGGGCGCUCGUUGCAGAGAUCGAGCGUCUGAAGCGCGUCGGCUUGGAUAUUCUGGUUUAUUACGUCGAUGAAGAUUUGACGUCGUCGCUAUGCAGUAACCAAGACUGUCGGAACGAACACGGCCACCGGUCGAGGUCAGUCUCCGAGAUCGAACAGGGCCGAGUCGAGGUCAUGUUUGCUGGUCUGAUCACCAACGUUGUUCUCCUUCGUCCCUACCUACCCUCUCCAGGCUCAACGACGAGAGAACCGUCGAGGGCAGCGCGAAGCCGCUGUUCCGCGUUUAUCAGUGCGAACGCGGAUGUCAACCCCCUGUCCAUCGUGAUUUGGUCGCAGGCAAGAAUAUCAAGUUCGCGGGCCUCCAUUACCUCUUCUCCGACCACCACCCCUUCAAGCAGUACCAUUAA